AUGGCCAAGAAGGCAGAGAGUGACGCAGCAACGAUGGAGCCAACCACCGGAAAAGCCACGGUGGCGGAGGAAGCACCUGGUGCUGGUGCUGGAGACUCCAUGGUAGCCGAGGUGAUGGCCUUAAAGGUGAAGGUGGUUGAAGGCAUUUAUAACAUAACAAAAACUAGAAGGAGAAAAGAGAGUUUCAAGAUCUGCCAUUAA
This is a messenger RNA of Eruca vesicaria subsp. sativa (arugula), 201 nucleotides long. NCBI's taxonomy places the organism in Eukaryota, Viridiplantae, Streptophyta, Magnoliopsida, Brassicales, Brassicaceae. The record is from the annotation of a GenBank genome assembly.